AGGGAGGGAAGGAGGGAGGAGACUGCCGCUUAGGCUGUGGCAGCCACCGCGCGCUUCGGCAGGCCGAAGGGAGGGGGAGGCCUGUCAGUCUCGCGCGUUGCCUGGGCGAAGGGGGCGGAGCCUUGGCGUGGGGCGGCCAAUAGUGGGGGUGGCUGCGUGGGUCGCCAUGGGGACGGGGCUGUUCCCGGGGAGGCUGUGAUGGGUUGACAGGUGCGUGACAGUGGGAGCUGCUCUCGGCACAAGCAUGUACGGCAAAGGCAAGAGUAACAGCAGCGCCGUCCCGUCCGACAGCCAGGCCCGGGAGAAGUUAGCCCUCUACGUAUAUGAGUAUCUGCUCCAUGUAGGAGCUCAGAAGUCAGCCCAAACAUUUUUAUCAGAGAUAAGAUGGGAAAAAAACAUCACAUUGGGGGAACCACCAGGAUUCUUACAUUCUUGGUGGUGUGUCUUUUGGGAUCUCUACUGUGCAGCUCCAGAAAGACGGGAAACAUGUGAACAUUCAAGUGAAGCAAAAGCCUUCCAUGAUUAUAGUGCUGCAGCAGCUCCCAGUCCAGUGCUAGGAAACAUUCCCCCAGGAGAUGGCAUGCCAGUAGGUCCUGUACCACCAGGGUUCUUUCAGCCUUUUAUGUCACCUCGAUAUCCUGGAGGUCCAAGGCCCCCACUGAGGAUACCUAACCAGGCACUUGGAGGUGUCCCAGGAAGUCAGCCAUUACUUCCCAGUGGAAUGGACCCAACUCGACAACAAGGACAUCCAAAUAUGGGUGGGCCAAUGCAGAGAAUGACUCCUCCAAGAGGAAUGGUGCCCUUAGGACCACAGUCUGACCCUUGGUUAUCAUUACAGAACUAUGGAGGUGCAAUGAGACCCCCACUGAAUGCUUUAGGUGGCCCCGGAAUGCCUGGAAUGAACAUGGGUCCAGCUGGUGGUAGACCUUGGCCAAAUCCAACAAAUGCCAAUUCAAUACCAUACUCCUCAGCAUCUCCUGGGAACUAUGUAGGUCCUCCAGGAGGUGGAGGGCCACCAGGAACACCCAUCAUGCCUAGUCCAGCAGAUUCAACCAACUCUGGAGACAACAUGUAUACUUUAAUGAAUGCAGUACCUCCGGGACCUAACAGGCCUAAUUUUCCAAUGGGCCCUGGGUCAGAUGGUCCCAUGGGUGGAUUAGGAGGAAUGGAGUCACAUCACAUGAAUGGCUCAUUAGGCUCAGGAGACAUGGACAGUAUUUCCAAGAAUUCUCCCAAUAAUAUGAGCCUGAGUAAUCAACGGGCACCCCGAGGAUGAUGGCGAAAUGGGGGAAAUUUCUUAAAUCCUUUUCAGAGUGAGAGUGUAAUAUUCCUUUGACUACAUAUUAUAUCCAGAUUUAUUUCUGAAGCUCUCCUUUAGAAUAAACACAUAAAGCCAUUAUGACUGUAAGCUAAAUAGAGUUCAAUAGGUUGGUCUUUUAAAACUUCGAAAAUUAAGUGGCAUUUCUUUGAAACAUUUAAAAAAUAAAAAUUUUACUAUGUACUAUUUAUCAAGACAAAAACUAUAAUACUGGUUUUCCGGAGAGAACAUCCACUGUAAAGAAACUACUAGAAACAGUUGGCAUAUUUGAUAGCUUUAUACAUUUUCACAUUACUGAAAUGUCUUGGAUCACUGCAAAACCACAUCUAUUCUCAGCACUGUCUUUAAGACUCUGAAAAUUAUCUCUAAGAUACCUAUACGUCACACACUAGACUUUUCCUGCCGUUAUAUUAUUUACAUUUAACCCGAACUGGAUACCCUAGUCAUCUUUCAAGGGUGAUUGUAAUAUUAAGAGAAAGACAGUAUCAUUCCUGUCUCCAUAGAACUGUGGACCGGAUCCAGCCAAGAAGCAAUAUAAUUCAUUCACUCAUUUUCUGAGCACUUAGCACAGGAUAAAGCCAUGUGCUAGGCAUUAGAGGGACCAAAUGAACCAUAUGACAUCCUUUGCAAGGGCUUAUGAGUCAUAACUAAUAUUUCACAUUAGAAGCAUCACUAGAAUUUUUUUAAAUUCAUUCCCAGAACCCCUCUAACCCAUGAGUGAGAGUUUCCUGGAGUGGGGCUGGGCGUACUCACAUGUGAAAAAGCUUCAUCAGUGAUGCUGAUGGACAUUCUCUGCUAAGAACCACUCAGCUGGAAUAAAAGGCUUCAAACCCAAACUAGUUUCAUAUAAUAGACAUACCUCAAAAGAUGUAUUGCUCUCAUUCAAAUUUAUUAUGGAAGAUCUACCAAACUAUAAAGAGAAUCAGAAGAGAAAACUACCUUCGCUUUGCCCCUAACAGCCUUUACCAGAGACGAUACCAUCACAGUCAGUGGCUAGUACGUAUGCAGAGAAUGGCUGCCUCCCCAGAUGGAGCCCAAGAUGACUGUUCUGUGGUUCUUUUACUUCUCAGUAUUGACCUAGAUGGGACAAGACUUCCCCUGCUUUAGACUUUACUUCUGUUAAAGCUAGACAUAAAAUUAUGCUGAUCUUUAGUUUGUCUUUAUUUGCAUGAUACAUUAUGGUUAGUAAGGACAAAGAAGGUAACAUAAACAUUUGUUUAAAAAAAAAAAUCAGGAGUUCCCGUCGUG
Molecule: messenger RNA, 2566 nt
Organism: Sus scrofa (pig)
Lineage: Eukaryota; Metazoa; Chordata; Mammalia; Artiodactyla; Suidae
Source: RefSeq, a predicted model, not a curated record